This is a messenger RNA of Centruroides sculpturatus (bark scorpion), 1168 nucleotides long. RefSeq names its product glutamate receptor-like. The transcript has 8 exons. Gene Ontology annotation, cellular component: membrane. The annotation marks the transcript as partial. The record is from RefSeq and is a predicted model, not a curated record. NCBI's taxonomy places the organism in Eukaryota, Metazoa, Arthropoda, Arachnida, Scorpiones, Buthidae. Gene Ontology annotation, molecular function: ligand-gated monoatomic ion channel activity.
UUAUUCCAUAGCUAAGCCAAUAGAUGAAUACUUUGGAACAUUAAGCAAGAAUGGAACAUGGACUGAAAUGACUGGUAAAAUUGUAAGACAAGAAGUGGACAUGGGAAUAAUUCCGAUGUUUAUUAAAUUCGGUUUAUAUUCAAUGGUGGAGUUUUCUGAAACAAUUGGAUUACGAUCUGCGAUUUUUGUUGUCAAAGCUCCACAGAAGUUUUCUAAUUGGAGUUCUAUUGUUGCUCCAUUUACAUUUACGAUGUGGAUCUCUGUGUUCGUAACCACAAUUGUUUUCGGACUGGCAUUGCACAAAGUAUUAAAACGUGACUUUUUAUUACAAAAUAUUAAAGUAUUUUGGCCAAGAAGUAAGGUUUUCUGGAAUUUAUUUUGUACCUUCGUAUAUCAAGGAAUAAAUUUAGGUUUUAUAAGAAGGUUUUCAUCGAGAUUUAUGAUAGGAAUAUGGUGGAUAUCUACCGUUGUUUUAGUAUCUAGUUACAGUGGAACUUUAAUGUCCUUCAUGACGUAUCCUGUUACUGAAACAGUUCCGAAAACUUUUGAUGAAUUAGCAAAUUCUGUCCUCAUGGGAAAAUAUUCUUGUGGAAUACCCUCUAAAGGUGAAAUAUGGCGAAGAAUUUCUAAUUCCAAAUUAAAAACUGCUAAAAUAAUAACAGAUCAUAUAACAGAAAACAACAACUUUAUUAAGUUAUCAGAAGGAAUAGAAAGAGUGCAGAAAGAGCGAUUUGCUUUAAUAUACGGUGAACAUGUGAUAAAAAAAAUACGUCGUUUAUUUGAUUCUGGAUUUAUCGAUAAAAUCGAUCAUGCUGAAGAUUCUGAAACAAUCGAUGCUUCAGAAUUCCACGAAUUAUCUGUGGACGAAGUCAUCAGCCCUAUUUUAUUACUUAUAUUAGGCUACAUUUUUCGUCAUACAGGUUUUUGGGCAUUGAGCCGUGUUUCUGGUUUAGAUGGUUUACCUUUACCUUUACAUACAUCAAUAUUAGAUUGCGACAUUAAAUCAAGCGAAGACUAUGUUAUCUUGGAACGAAUAGUUUGGAAGGGUGCUGGUGUUCAAGUGAGUAAGGUUGUGUUGGACCAUGGUUGCGUUAACUAUGUUACUCCAAGGUUUAUCUCUUGGACUAUGCCAGGCCGCAUAGUCGUCAUCGAAGUCACUUCCUAUUAG